Messenger RNA from Notothenia coriiceps (black rockcod), 2022 nucleotides. RefSeq names its product dual 3',5'-cyclic-AMP and -GMP phosphodiesterase 11A. The transcript is spliced from 13 exons. Lineage: Eukaryota; Metazoa; Chordata; Actinopteri; Perciformes; Nototheniidae. The coding region runs from base 1 to 2022 and encodes 673 amino acids. Gene Ontology annotation, biological process: signal transduction. Gene Ontology annotation, molecular function: protein binding; 3',5'-cyclic-nucleotide phosphodiesterase activity. The record is from RefSeq and is a predicted model, not a curated record.
AUGGCAGUGUCAACUAUGGUGUUCUCUGACGUGGAAAGUUUUCUGGACUCGCAUCCCGAGUUAUUCGAAGACUAUCUGAACAGAAAGGGGAAACAUAGCAUGGUGGAGAAAUGGCUCAAGAAUCACAAGGCGUCUAAAAGUGCUGCACCUGCCGCCGAGCCCAGAGAGGAGAAAAGUAAGGACAGCUGGGCGAGCAAAUGUGAUGGUCUGCAGAGGAGAACCUCGCAGAGGGAGCUGCGCAAAACUUUCGCCAGAUCAAAAGCCAUCAAUGUGAACAGGACAUACGACGAACAUGUGAACACCAGGGCCCAGGAGCCCCUGACCAGCAUGAGGAGGAGAGCUCUGCUGAGGAAGGCGAGCUCUCUGCCCCCCACCACUGCGCACAUCCUGAGCGCGCUGCUGGAGUCCAGAGUCAACAUCCCCCAGUACCCGUCCACAGCCGUGGAUUUUAAAUAUUACCUCAAAGAACACAACGAGAGAGAGUUUUUCCUGGAGCUUGUAAAAGACAUAUCUAACGACUUGGAUCUUACGAGUCUCAGCUACAAAAUACUUGUGUUUGUUUGUAUUAUGGUGGAUGCAGACCGCUGCUCCUUGUUUUUAGUGGAGGGCACAGGCAACAAGAAGACACUGGUGUCCAAAUUCUUUGACGUGCACGCGGGUACAAAAGUGUUACCCUCAAUUAAUUCAGAUGAAGUUCAAGUGCCGUGGGGGAAAGGAAUCAUUGGAUAUGUGGCUGAACACGGAGAGACAGUGAACAUUUCUGACGCUUAUCAGGAUCGUCGGUUCAGUGAUGAAAUUGACAAGCUGACAGGGUACAAAACCAGGUCACUCCUGUGCAUGCCCAUAUGCAACAGUGAUGGAGAUAUUAUUGGAGUUGCUCAGGCCAUCAACAAAACUUCAAUUGGAGAACUCUUCAAUGAAGAUGAUGAGAAGGUGCUGCAUAUGUACCUUCCUUUCUGUGGAAUUGCGAUCACCAAUGCCCAACUUUUCGCCGCCUCAAGGAAGGAGUAUGACAGGAGUCGGGCCCUCUUGGAGGUCGUCAAUGACCUGUUUGAGGAGCAGACUGACCUGGAGAAGAUUGUCAGAAAGAUCAUGCAUCGUGCCCAGACAUUGCUAAAGUGUGAGCGCUGCUCUGUUCAGUUGCUGGAGGACAUUGAGUCACCGGUGGUCAAGUUCACCAAGUCUUUUGAGCUACUGUCCCCCAAGUGUAGUGCAGACACUGAAAUCAGCCCCUUCAAAGACAGUAUGGAGAAAUCGUCUUACUCAGACUGGCUCAUUAACAACAGCAUUGCAGAGCUGGUGGCGUCUACAGGACUCCCCGUGAACAUCAGUGAUGCCUAUCAGGACCCUCGCUUUGAUGCCGAGGCGGACCAGUUCUCAGACUUCCACAUUCGCUCCGUGCUUUGUGUUCCCAUAUGGAACAGCAACCACCAAAUCAUUGGUGUCGCCCAAGUGCUGAACCUGCUUGAUGGGCAACCAUUUGAUGACGCAGACCAGCGUCUCUUUGAAGCGUUUGUGAUCUUCUGUGGACUGGGCAUCAACAACACCAUCAUGUACGACCAGGUGAAGAAGUCCUGGGCCAAGCAGUCCGUGGCUUUGGAUGUUCUGUCUUACCAUGCCACUUGCUCCAAGACUGAAGUUGACAAAUUCAAGGCGGCCAACAUUCCCCUGGUUUUCGAGCUGGGCAUCGAUAAGCUGUACUUUGAUGAUUUCUCCCUGGACAUGGAUGCCAUGAUAACGGCCUCUCUGAGGAUGUUUAUGGAGUUGGGAAUGGUGCAGAAAUUUAAGAUUGACUAUGAGACGCUGUGCAGGUGGCUGCUGACGGUCAGAAAAAACUACAGAAUGGUUCUCUAUCACAACUGGAGACAUGCCUUCAACGUCUGCCAGUGCAUGUUUGCCAUGCUAACGACGGCGGGCUUCCAGGAGACUCUGACCGAGGUGGAGACCUUAGCGCUUAUUGUAGGUUGUGUGUGCCAUGACUUGGACCACAGGGGCACCAACAACGCUUUUCAGGCCAAGUAA